UGGUGUUGGGCCGCUUUUGGCCCGCGGGCCGUAUGUUUGCUACCCGCUAGCUCUUCGGAAGGACGUUAACGCGAGUUGUUUUUCCCACUUUUACCCAGCGCAGCGUAAAAGUGCUGCCGUGAACGUUAUGACUAAUUUAUAUUUAGGGUUCAGGUUGUAUUCGUAGCAUCAUCUGACGGGACAUGGAGACUCGGGGGGUUGAAGACAUGUUUGACUUUCGUCGGUUUCCCAAAGAUGCUGUUGUUCUCCUGCUGUUGCUGGUUUACUUUCCAGUCGGCAUCUGUUUGACGUUAAUACGGAUUUUUAUUGGCGUCCACGUGUUCCUGGUCAGCUGUGCACUUCCAGAAUGUUUUGUUAGAAGAUUUAUUGUGAGGAUUAUGUGCUCAGUCCUGGGGAUGCACGUGCGACAGAAAAAUCCUCGCUCCAGAGACAAGAAUACCAAGCUGUACAUAUGCAAUCAUGUGACGGAGUUCGACCAUAACAUUAUCAACCUCCUGACUCCCUGCAAUACGCCUCAGUUAGCGGGAUCCACAGGCUUUGUGUGUUGGGCCAGAGGCUUCAUGGAAAUCCAUUCGGCAUCUGGCCACGCCGCCGUGGGAGAGUCCCUUCAGAGGUACUGCUCCACUGAAGGCACCGCACCUUUGCUCCUGUUUCCCGAAGAGGACACCACAAACGGCCGCGCUGCUCUGCUCAAGUUCAGCUCCUGGCCUUUCUCUCUGACCGAAUCCAUUCAACCUGUGGCCUUACGGGUGACCAGACCAUUGCUCUCUCUGAGCACACCAGAGUCCAGCUGGCUGACGGAGCUCUUAUGGACAUUUUUCGUGCCAUGUACAGUGUACCAUGUAAGCUGGCUUCCACCAGUGUCCAGACAAGAUGGUGAGUCCACACAGGAGUUUGCCAACAAAGUCCAGGAGCUACUCGCUGUUGAACUUGGCUUGGUCUCCACCAAGAUCACCAAAGCUGACAAAGCAGAACACAUCAAGAGGAAAAGACAUUCUGUCCCACCAACAUCUACAAAUGUCACACCUGGCUCUAUUGGCCUUGGAUUCAUGGUCCAGAGUUUGGGCACAGACGAUCGUAGGAUUGCUAAGAUGGCCCAGCAGGUGAAGGACGUCCUGCCUCAUGUUCCACUGAAUGUCAUUGCUAAAGAUUUAGCAAAAACCAACUGUGUUGAUACCACCAUAACGAAUCUGCUGGAGAGCAAGGAGGAGGCUUCAGUGGAGGCAACCGGGAUGUCGACAUUUGGGGCGUCUAAGAUCAGCCACUAUUCCUCUGGUUCUGCUCCCACUAUAAAGCCUGCUGCCAAAUCUUUUGGGAAAUCACCAGCCGACAGACAUUUGUCUCUCCAGGAAAGAAAAGACGCGCUGUAUAACUUUGCACGAAGGCGUUACAUUGAGAAGCACGGAUUGGAUCAGGAAGAGAGUCACUGAACACACUUUAGGUCAAGCCAUUAUUGAAAACUCGUCAGAAAGAAGCAUAUUCAACUUGCAUAGCUGUCUAAUUUGAAUGGUGAUUUUAUAUUCAAACCUGUUCUGUCAACAAUUGUUAUUAGUAAUAAUGGCAACAAGUAUUCAGAACAUGUAUAAGUUCAUUGAAUGGUGAUUAUGCAUGUGUUUAAUUCUUCAUUCUGGCUGAUAAUUUUGAUAACAGUUUGUAUUACAAUCCACUGACUGUGAAUCAUCUAUUUAUUUUUAUAAUGUCCAGAGUCCUCGAUGAAAAUAAAAUUCAGCUUGACCUUG
Molecule: messenger RNA, 1739 nt
Organism: Mugil cephalus (flathead mullet)
Lineage: Eukaryota; Metazoa; Chordata; Actinopteri; Mugiliformes; Mugilidae
Gene: aup1
Product: AUP1 lipid droplet regulating VLDL assembly factor
Exons: 12
Coding region: 183-1430 (415 amino acids)
Cellular component (GO): membrane
Molecular function (GO): ubiquitin binding; acyltransferase activity
Source: RefSeq, a predicted model, not a curated record